AUGGGAAUCCUACAGGACGAUGAGCUGGUUACAGACAUCACAAGUGGAAACAAAGAGCAGGAUGACAAUGUAGCACAGCAUCCUUCUGAAGAAUGCAAAAGCUCUGUUGAACAGCAUCUGAAAGCCUAUAACCUCCAGUGUGACAGUGAAGUCAUUUUAAAUGGUCUUAAUACUGACAGUACUAAUGACCUCCUAGAAAGUCAGAAGAUAAAAACAAGUACACCAGUCUACAAAACACGGCCUAAACAAGAGAUAGUGAAUGAUUUUGUUGACGAGGAUGACUUUCUGAAGGCAGCGCUGGAUAACAAAUUGCCAAUGAUCAAAAGUUACCUCACCAGAGGUGCAGACCCAAAUGCCUGUGAUAAUUUCAACCGAACAGCUUUGCACAGAGCUUGCUCACAAGCAAACGUGGAGAUUGUGCAAACGCUGCUGGAGGCCGGUGCUUCAAUUGAAAAUAAGGACAAGCUUCAAGCAACUGAAGUUCACUGGGCUUGUCGUGGUGGCAGUUUGCCUGUGCUGGAAGCACUACUUAAUCAUGGGGCAAAACUGGAUUCCAGAGACAAGCUUCGCAGCACUCCCCUUCAUGUAGCGGUCAGGACAGGACACCAUGAAUGUGCUGAACAUCUCAUACACUGUGGCGCAGACAUCAAUGCAAAAGACAUAGAGGGUGACACGCCACUACAUGAUGCGGUCAGACUGAAUCGCUUCAAGCUCAUCCAACUUCUUCUGUUGCACGGAGGUGACUUAAAACUCAAGAAUUGUGAGGGAAAGUCACCAAUGGACAGUGUUUGCGAGUGGCAGAAUGAAGCUAAAACCAUCUUUGACAACUUUAAGGAUGGAAAAAAGUAGAUGCAAUACUUGACCACCAUAGGUGCGCUUUGGGCAUAAUACACUCAAAAACCUGCAUUUUUAGAUUGCCUGCAUAUUAGAAUCUGAUAUCUAAGGAAGGUAUAUUA
This is a messenger RNA of Sinocyclocheilus rhinocerous, 956 nucleotides long. RefSeq names its product ankyrin repeat domain-containing protein 1-like. The coding region runs from base 1 to 849 and encodes 282 amino acids. Gene Ontology annotation, cellular component: nucleus. The transcript is spliced from 9 exons. Gene Ontology annotation, biological process: regulation of transcription by RNA polymerase II. Gene Ontology annotation, molecular function: RNA polymerase II-specific DNA-binding transcription factor binding. NCBI's taxonomy places the organism in Eukaryota, Metazoa, Chordata, Actinopteri, Cypriniformes, Cyprinidae. The record is from RefSeq and is a predicted model, not a curated record.